AUGAAGCUGAGGUUUCUGGGGAUCUGGCUGCAUAAUUUUUCUGUGAAUACAGGUUUGGAGAUUUCAGAUUUCCAUUUAUUUUUAAUCUCAAGGAGUGUCAGUUUUGACAUAUUUCUCAUUGCUUUUGCUAGUAUGCUGAAGUGGUUCCCAUACCAAAUGUCAAGGUCUCUUGCAGCCAUAUUGGGAGGUGCUGCAGGAGUCAUGGCAUUGGUGGGGGUGGUUAUUUUUCUUCUAUGGUGCCUUUCUCACAAAAAGAGUGUGUCAAGAACUUCUGAGACAGGAUCUUCUGAAACAUCGGUUCAAGGAAGGCAUGCAGGGAUUGAGUUGUCAUUACGAGACGCAAGGCGUUUUGAGAUGGAAGAAUUGGCCCUGGCCACGAAAGGUUUUAGCGAGAAAAAUUUGAUUGGGUUAGGAAAAUUUGGGGAGGUAUAUAAAGGUUUGCUUAAUGAUGGGAUGGUUGUAGCCAUCAAAAAGAGACCUGGAGCUCCUAGUCCGGAAUUUGUUGAUGAGGUGCGUUACCUUUCACCUAUUCAGCAUCGGAAUCUUGUGACUCUUUUGGGCUACUGCCAGGAAAAUAACCUACAGUUUCUUGUAUACGAGUAUAUCCCUAGUGGGAGCGUUUCCAAUCACUUGUAUGGGGCUGGUCAAACUUCUGAUGGGAAGCUAGAAUUCAAGCACAGACUUUCAAUCGCUCUAGGGGCUGCUAAAGGUUUGGCUCAUCUUCACUCUCUAUCUCCCCGUUUGGUGCACAAGAAUUUCAAAACAGCCAAUGUUCUUGUUGAUGAAAAUUUCAUAGCUAAAGUUGCAGAUGCAGGACUUCGUAAUUUCCUGGGAAAAGUUGAUAUUGCAGGUCCAUCUACCCAAGUGGCAUCGGAUGAGAUAUUUCUUGCCCCGGAGGUGAGAGAGUUCAGACGAUUUUCUGAAAAAAGUGAUGUGUUCAGUUUUGGUGUAUUCCUUCUAGAGUUGCUAAGUGGCAAGGAAGCAGCUGAACCAUGUUCAGGGACGAGCCAAAAUCUAGUUGAAUGGGUGCAAAAUACUGAGGACUACACGAAUUUUUCCAGCAUUGUCGACCAAAGAUUAGGGAGUAACUUCACUGCUGAAGGAAUGGAAGAGUUUAUACAGUUGAUGCUCCGAUGUGUGGAACCAUCGAGUGAGAGACGACCAGCCAUGAGCUAUGUGGUAAUGGAACUUGAUCGUAUACUUGAGAAGGAGAUGAACUUGACGACAGUCAUGGGGGGAGGAACCCCAACGGUGACCCUUGGAAGCCACUUAUUUAGAGCAACCAAAUAA
This is a messenger RNA of Dovyalis caffra, 1290 nucleotides long. The record is from the annotation of a GenBank genome assembly. NCBI's taxonomy places the organism in Eukaryota, Viridiplantae, Streptophyta, Magnoliopsida, Malpighiales, Salicaceae.